Molecule: messenger RNA, 1175 nt
Organism: Pristis pectinata (smalltooth sawfish)
Lineage: Eukaryota; Metazoa; Chordata; Chondrichthyes; Rhinopristiformes; Pristidae
Gene: lrrc69
Product: leucine rich repeat containing 69
Exons: 8
Coding region: 150-1175 (341 amino acids)
Molecular function (GO): protein binding
Source: RefSeq, a predicted model, not a curated record
GUGACCGUGAGUGGGUGGUUCUAUUGCUGAAAGUCGGUCAGCCAGCCGCUAGGGGGUGCGCGCUCCAUUGGUGCGCCGAAUGGCCCCGCACUGGGGCGUUCUCUUCCCAACAAAUCUGUCUCCUUGGAGACGCGACGCGGUGCUUGGAGAUGGCGGAUACUCUGGUGCUGCGAGCGCUUCGAGGGAACGCGAGGAAUCUGGAUCUGGGCAGCAAAAAGCUGAAGCGGGUUCCGAAGGCGGUGGGAAGGCUGCGAGAACUGAAGCGACUGCAGCUGAGAAAUAACCUGCUCACCGAGCUUCCCGAGGAGCUCCAGGCACUUCACAACCUGACAGAUCUCAACCUGGGAAAUAACUCACUUGAAGCACUUCCAGAAGUUCUGAAGCAUCUAAAUCAGUUAAAGAAACUCCACUUGUUUGGUAACAAACUAGACAAGUUGUCACCAAGUGUGUUUGAGGGGUUAGGAAACUUGGUUUUCUUGAACCUGAAUGACAACAAGCUAACAACUUUGCCUGAUGAAAUAAACAGGCUGAUGGAACUCAAAUAUCUUUACGUGAACACCAAUCAACUGGAGAGCAUUCCAAGCAAACUUUGUCUCUUGCAGCAGCUUUGUGAGCUACAUUUAGCAAACAAUAAACUUAAAUCACUUCCACAUGAUAUUGGAUAUUUGACUAAUUUAAAGAAGCUUUCUGUGCCAAGAAACCAAAUCCAGGAGCUUCCAGAAGAAUUGUGUAUCCUAAGGAAGUUAGAGGUUCUAGAUGUGGCUGGAAAUCAGUUAAAUAUUUUUCCAACAAGGCUGUUGGAGCUGAAACUGGAAGAAUUCUACUUUGAGCAGAAUCCAUUGUUGGAAAAAAAUCUUAUUUCAUCAACACAACAAAAUGAAGUUUUAACUCUCCAGGAAAUUACUGCCAGAUAUAUCAUAGAUGAGCUGACAAGUAAUUCAUUCAAUUCAGUUUUUAAAUAUUACCCAGAGGUGAGAAAGAUAUUGGAAAAUGCAAGCAAAUGUGCUGUAUGUCAAAAAAGUUUUCUGAACACAUGGCUUGAAUGUGUGAAGUUUGUUGAACCAACACAGAAAAUUAGGAUGACCGGUCAUGUUGUUCCUGUCCGAGCCUUACUUUGUUCAUAUAAAUGUUUCAAUAAACCAGGCCAUCAAUACUAUGGAAUAGCAAUGCCAUAA